Cricetulus griseus (Chinese hamster) is the source of this 867-nucleotide messenger RNA. Lineage: Eukaryota; Metazoa; Chordata; Mammalia; Rodentia; Cricetidae. The record is from RefSeq and is a predicted model, not a curated record.
AUGUCGCUGUCCGGCGGGGAGCGCCCUGCGGGGCCAGGUACCCGCCUGUCCUGGCUGCUAUGCUGCAGCGCCCUGCUGUCCCCAGCAGCCAGCUACGUGAUCGUGAGCUCCGUGUCCUGGGCUGUCACUAACGAGGUAGACGAGGAGCUGGACAGCGCGUCCACCGAGGAGGCACUGCCCGCGCUGCUGGAGGACUCGGGCAGCAUCUGGCAGCAGAGCUUCCCGGCCUCGGCUCACAAGGAGGACACGCACCUGCGGCCUCGGGGCUCCGCCCGCGCCAGGCCCGCACCAGCCCCGCGUGGAAUGUUCUCCUAUCGGCGGGAGAGCGGCUCAUCCGCAGCAUCCCCCGGCCCUAGGGUGCGUGCGGGCACCGCCCGCUCCUUAGUCCACGCCAGCUCCUGGGGCUGUCUGGCCACUGCAUCCACCAACGAAAAGAUCCAAGGACUGCCCUUUGGGAGCUGCCUUGCCAUCAGCGAUGGCCCCUUCCACAACAGCACAGGGACUCCUUUCUUCUACAUGACAGCCAAGGACCCUGUGGUGGCUGACCUGGUGAAGAACCCCAUAGCCUCACUGAUGCUGCCAGAAUCCGAAGGAGACUUUUGCAGAAAGAACAUUGUCGACCCAGAAGACCCCCGAUGUGCCCGGUUAACGCUCACUGGCCGGAUGAUCAUGGUGCCGCCAGGGGAAGUAGAAUUCGCCAAGCAAGCCAUGUUUUCAAGGCAUCCAGGGAUGAGGAAGUGGCCCCGCCAGUAUGAAUGGUUCUUCAUGAAGAUGUGGGUAGAGCACGUCUGGCUCCAGAAAUGGUAUGGAGGUGUAUCCGACAUCCCAAGGGAGGAAUACUUCAAAGCAGCUCCCAGAAAGGCCUGA